AUGGUGUCUGGUGGUGUGCCUCGUGAUAUUCGGACAUUCAACAUUUUGUUGGAUGGAUUUCGUAAAAACGGGAUGCUCGAGAAAGCGUUGGUCAUAUUCCAGCGUCUGCAAAAGAGUCAAAUGGAACCUGAUAUCUUCACCUAUAAUAUCAUCAUUGAAGGGUUGUGCAAAGCUUGUAAGGUGGAAGAUGCGUGGAAGUUGUUUUGUAGCCUCGACCUCAAAGGAGUGAUGCCUGAUGUUGUAACAUACAGCAUUUUGUUGGAUGGAUUCUGUAGGAAAGGUUUAAAGGAGGAAGCAAGUGCCCUAACUCAUCAACGAAAUGAGGAGCUGCGGUUUUGCUGCAGAUGA
Microthlaspi erraticum is the source of this 348-nucleotide messenger RNA. The record is from the annotation of a GenBank genome assembly. Lineage: Eukaryota; Viridiplantae; Streptophyta; Magnoliopsida; Brassicales; Brassicaceae.